Molecule: messenger RNA, 1258 nt
Organism: Linepithema humile (Argentine ant)
Lineage: Eukaryota; Metazoa; Arthropoda; Insecta; Hymenoptera; Formicidae
Product: protein obstructor-E
Cellular component (GO): extracellular region
Molecular function (GO): chitin binding
Source: RefSeq, a predicted model, not a curated record
AGCGGCGCGUCGUAGUCUUCCUUUCGGGAUCCGGCCAGAAGGAACCCGUAGACGCGUGAUACGACAACGAAACGUGCCAGGAUGGCCUCGAGACCGAUCGUUCAUCUGCUGAUCGCCUGCGGCGUCUUCGCCGCGACGACGUCGCUCCAUCAAAACCACGUAUUUUCAAAUCAGUUUUUCAACAAUCAGCUAAAUCGCGGUCCGCAGCAAGUGUCGCUAAAACAUACGGCGUCAUGUCCGGAAAGGAACGGCCGCUAUGUGAUGCGCAAUCAGUGCGACGCCUAUGUCGAGUGCCUCGACGGAAUCGCUGAGGAGAAGCUGUGUCCCGAAGGAUUAGUCUUCAAUCCUGAAGCUCGUUUCAACUAUCCCUGCGGAUAUCCGAUUGACGUAAAUUGCGAGGGCAGGCCAAACUUGCAGCCGGCGAGUCCAACUGAAGAUUGUCCCCAUCAGUACGGUUAUUUCAAGAUUGGCGAUCAUCAGCAUUGUGGUCAGUUCAUGAACUGCGUGGACGGUAGGGGCUACGUGUUCGACUGCCCGGAGGGCCUGGCCUUCAAUCCGGAGAGCUACCGGUGCGAUUGGCCCGAUCAAGUGCCCGAUUGCGACGCCGAAGCUUUCCUGGGCUUCCGCUGUCCGGAAACGAGGAACAGCUUGUUUCAGGGCGGCGAGAUUCAGUUCUAUCGCAGCAACAUCGAUUGCCAUCAUUAUUACAUCUGCGUGAAUGGCCGACCGCGGCUGCUAAACUGUGGUGUGGGAAACGCUUUCAAUGAGCUCAUUGAUGCUUGCGACGCCGCGGAAAAUGUCACUGGCUGCGAACACGAAGCGAUAGCAAGAACCACGCCGAAACCUAAACAAACUAGGCUUUUCUAAAUGUAAGUGGGCUUGAAGGAUGAGGGCGAAACUUCACCACAAUGCAACAGUCCUGAAGAAAUGGUAAUCAAGAAUUGGUAAUAAUAAGGUGCGCAUCAAAUUCCGACAUAUGGUAUGACAUAUUUUUGAUAUAAAAAAAUUAUAUAUAAAUAUUUCCCUGAUGCGUAAUUGCAAAUAAUUGCGUAUUUCUAAAGAAAGAGCAAUGCAGCAAUCGAAAGACCCGAAUAAAAGAUCCCACUAUAAUAUAUGACAUAUUCGGAUAAACAUUAAUGCCAUAAAUAAUGUAUAUACUGAUGAAUAAGUUACUUUAAGAAUAGCUAUAUUUACGGUAGGUGCCUAUUUAAGGUAUAAUAAAAAUGUGAAUGUUUUGUGAAUAAAGAUAGAAAAAUUA